Nylanderia fulva is the source of this 3162-nucleotide messenger RNA. The record is from RefSeq and is a predicted model, not a curated record. Lineage: Eukaryota; Metazoa; Arthropoda; Insecta; Hymenoptera; Formicidae.
AUGGCACAGGCUACCAUACCCGGGUCUCUUGCAAUCGAAGCAUUUGACUCGGCGAAUACGACGUGGAAAAGAUGGCUGCAACGCCUUCAAGGAGCCUUUAUGAUUUUCGGAAUCAAGGACCAGGCUAGGGUCCCGUAUUUGCUGCAUUACGUGGGGCCCACGGCAUUUGACAUGCUAAGUGAUCGACUUGAUCCGGUCGAUCCUUUCACUGGUCGAUACGACGACUUAGUGAGAUGUCUACAAGAAUAUUACGCGCCGGCGCCGCUGGAAAUCGCAGAGAAUUUUACUUUCCACCAGCGGAAACAGCAAGAGGAUGAGUCUGUACAACAAUACGUUGCCGCAUUACGGAAACUUAGCAUACAUUGUAAGUUCGGCAACUACCUUAACACUGCACUACGGAAUCAACUGGUUUUUGGACUGCGCAAUAAAAAGGCUCAGAGUCGGCUGCUAGAAAAGACGGACCUGGACUUCGAUGAGGCUGUCAGGACUGCGGUUACAAUGGAACUCUCCGACAAGAGCUCAGCGCAGAUGAAGGAAACGAGUGCGGAGGCAGCCGGCGUGGCGUAUCUCAAGGCAGGGAAGAAACCUCCAAGAAAAAAUGCAGGUGAUAAACGGCCGAAGCAGGAGGUCACGAGAUUCGAAAAUUCGAGACAGGCGAGUAAAGAAAAUAAACAGUACAAAAACACUAAUGUAAAAUGUUUUAGGUGCGGUAAAGGUCAUUUGGCAAAUAAAUGUAAUAUAGACAGGAGCGUACGUUGUCAUAGCUGUGGGAAACUGGGGCACUUACGUGUGGUCUGCUUCAAGAAUACGUCCUCCACUAACAAUUUAGAGGAAAUGCUCAGUUUGGAGCAUGCGAACUAUCGCGACAAAUUUCUGUUGUCAAUGGAGAUUGAAGGAAAAAAAGUCGAGUUCGAGUUAGACAGUGGAGCGGCGGUUACAGUAAUGAGCGGAGUCAGAAAGCCAUUAUUAGGACGCGAAUGGAUUAGGCAAUUUAAUGGGCACGUUUUUUUAGCCUGUAAUGCUCAAGUAAAUACAGUAACAGUAGACGCAAAAAGUAAGCUACAAGCAAUAUUAGAGAAGUAUCGAAAUAUUCGCUCUUCAGAAUUUGCUUCAAUUAAGGACAUACAAGUACACUUAAAGCUAAAAAAAGACGCGUCCCCGAUUUUCGUGCGAGCUCGACCAGUUCCCUUUAAAUUACAAAUGUUGGUUGAAAAGGAGCUAGACACAUUAGAACAAGCGGGUAUUAUUGAGAAAGUAGAGUCAUCUAAGUGGGCUACGCCCAUCGUGCCAAUUUUGAAAAAGGAUGGAAAAAUUCGUAUUUGCGGUGACUACAAAGCUACGCUAAAUCGGCAUUUAAUAGUUGAUGAGUACCCUUUUCCUGCAGUUGACGAGCUAUUUAUGAAACUUGCCAAUGGAAAAAAAUUUUCAAAAAUCGACUUGAAACAAGCGUACUUACAACUAGAAAUAGCACCCGAGGAUCGCGAGUUGCUAACGAUCAGUACAAGUAAGGGACUUUACAAAGUAAAUCGUAUGAUGUACGGAAUUGCGCCCGGUCCGACAAUAUGGCAACGCGAAAUAGAAAACAUUUUACAAGGAAUACCGGGCGUGGCAAUUUUCUUCGAUGAUAUUGUAAUUACGGGCAGUACAGAUACGGAGCAUUUAACACGACUUGAGGAAGUAUUAAGUAGAUUACACAAGUUCAAUGUUCGAAUAAAUUUAGAGAAAUCGAAAUUCUUUUUAGAUAAAGUUGAUUAUUGCGGUUACGUAGUCGAUAGGGUAGGCGUUCAUAAGGAUAAUCGAAAAAUCGAAGCAAUACAGAAUAUGCCACGACCUAAAGAUGUAUCAGAAAUACGGGCUUUUACAGGCAUGAUAAAUUAUUACGGUAGAUUUAUACAAAAUUUAAGUUCUAUUUUACAUCCUUUAAAUAAAUUAUUGCAAAAAGAGGUACGUUUUGUAUGGUCUAAAGAAUGCGAAACGGCAUUCAACAAGGCUAAAGCGGCGUUUACAAGUAAACAAAUGCUGGUUCAUUUUAACCCGAAAUUACCGUUGGUUUUAGCAACCGACGCGAGCUCGUACGGAGUCGGAGCCGUGUUGUCACACCGAUAUCCUGAUGGAUCUGAGAAGGUUAUUCAAUUCGCGUCACAAACAUUUUCAAAAGUACAAUCAAAAUACUCCCAAAUCGACAAGGAGGCAUUUGCAAUUAUUUUUGGUGUUAAAAAGUUUGUUCAAUUUCUAUACGGAAACAAGUUCACGUUAAUAACAGACCAUAGACCGCUUGUACAAAUUUUCUCGCCUUCUCAGAGUCUGCCUAUAUAUUCAGCGAUGCGUAUGCAACACUAUGCUAUUUUUCUACAAGGAUAUAAUUACGAAAUUGAGUACCGAAAAUCUGAGAGGCAUGCGAAUGCGGAUUGCUUAUCCAGACUUCCCGUGGACGCGCCACAAACGGUAGCGGAUACGGUAGAUGCGUAUCAAUUGGAAGUAAUCGAAACCUUACCUGUAACGGCGAGUAGAAUAGAGAUAGAAACACGAAAGGAUAAAACAAUAAGAGAAUUACUAGAAGCAUUACAGACCGGGAAAGUAAUACACAAAUCAAAGCGUUUUAAUAUCGAGCAAAACGAGUUUAGUUUACAAAACAAUGUAAUUAUGCGUAGAUCGCGUGUCUACAUUCCAAAAACGUUACAAGCUGAAGUAUUAAAAGAAUUGCAUUUAGGACACUUUGGAGUAGUAAAAAUGAAAGGGUUGGCUCGUAGCCAUUGUUGGUGGCCAGCCAUUGAUAAAGACAUAGAAAAUUUGGUUCGAAAUUGUGCAAACUGUAAUAGUCAUAAGAACAAUCCUCCAAAGGUGGAAGUACAUUUAUGGGAAGCGCCAUCAGCGCCAAUGCAACGCGUACAUGUUGAUUUUGCGGGGCCAUUUUUAGGAAAAAUGUUCUUGCUCAUGGUCGACGCUUUUUCAAAAUGGCCCGAGGUACAUAUAGUCCAAGACAUUACUGCAAAAACGACAAUUGCAAAGUGUCGAGGAAUGUUUGCAGCAUACGGAUUACCAAAAGUAAUAGUAACCGAUAACGGUAGAACUUUUGUUUCUUCGGAAUUUCAAAGAUUUUUACAAAUCAAUGGAAUUGAACAUAAACGUACUUCACCCUUUAAUCCUGCAACAAACGGUCAG